UUAAGGCGAUGCUGUUGGUGUGACGUAUAAUCUAGUGGACGGAACGCUUCUUUCAACAGCGCUUUCGUGUAUAUCAGCCACUGUGUUUAAAACACACUUCUGUCGUCUAGUUAGUUAUCCAAAUUUUAUUUCAUAUUUACUUUGUUGUUGUUAUUAGUCAGCUAGCGGUCUGGUUAAGUUAGCAUUAGCCUAGCUAGCUAACAUAUCCGACCAUGCGGUCACUAAGCUACUGUCCUUCUAAAGAAGAGGAGGAUAUCACAGUAAAACAAGAAGUAAAGGGUGAGGGCGUGACUGUGAAAGAAGAAAAAGACGCAUUCAGAGUGAAAGAGGAGGAGGAUGUUACAGUAAAAGGAGAGGAGGAAGAGAAAGAGGAGGAUGUAGUUUAUGGAGUGAAGGAGGAGGAGGGGGAGAUGACUGUUACAUUGAAAAAUGAGGAAGAAGAGGAGGAAACUGGAUAUCUGGGCCCGAUUUCCCAAACGCAUCUUAACGCAUCCAAUGGUUCUAACGGUAAACUUAACCGUAAAAUGGUUUUGGGAAACAGGGCCCUGAUUAACACUCGAGAGAUACUUAACUAUCGUGGAUCCUCUGGGGAGCCUCAACAACCUCGUGAUGCUGAAGAGACAGAGAAGAGUCUCUCCAGAUCAGAACACCUCAAUAAACACCUGCAGAGAUCCACAGGGAAGAGAACUCACUGCUGCUCUGACUUUGGGAAGAGAUUCACCUCAUCAGGCAUUAAAAUUAAUCAGAGAACACACACAGGAGAGAAACCUUAUAGCUGUGAUCAAUGUGGGAAGAGUUUUUGUCAAUCUGGAGAGCUGACAGUGCACCAGAGAAUACACACAGGAGAGAAACUUUACAGAUGUGUUCAAUGUGGGAAAAAUUAUGGUUCAUCUUGCCAUCUGACUCUACACAAGAGAACACACACAGGAGAGAAAUCUUAUAGCUGUGAUCAGUGUGACAAGAGAUAAUUUGAUAAAGGAUCUCUGUUCAAACAUCAGAAAAUACAUGGAACUAUUUUGUGUUAUCAAUGAAAAAAUGUCACAAUGUAGAAUGUUUUUAACAUUGUUGUAGGAGUAUUUUAAGGAAUUUCACAAUGUAGAACCCUAAACGUUUGACCCAUUCAAUUGAUUUUAGCGUUAUAUAGAUAUUAGCCUUGGGAGAAAUCCAGGCUCUGAAUUGAAAGAGUACUAUUUAUGUGAUUUAACAAAAAGUGACUAACACAAUAAGAGCUGUGUUACACUUACCAUGUUGGUGACCCACUUGAAUCAAAAUGCAACACUUCAAAAUGUAGUUAGCUGUUUUCUACAAAUUGUCCUCUAACCAAUGAUGUACACAUUAUUCCCAGAUUACGUGUGAUUUUGAAGCUGUUAGUUUUAACAGGACAUGCAACCUCAUCUCCCUCCUCUCGCACAAUUGAUUUCAAUAUGAUAUCGAUGAAUGAUGACAAAUAAGUGUUGUGUUCCUUUGUUUAGCGACCCCUAAAUUUAAAUGCACCACUCCAAAAUGUAGCUGACUGUCUUCUGCAGGUUGUCCUCUAACCAGUGAGGUAAAAUAUAUAUCCUAUUUCAAUGUGUUUUGUUUAGUUGUGUUAGUUUCAACAGCACGUACAACCUGAUUUCCCCCCUAAUUGAUAUCAGUUAUUUAUUGCUACUUGUCAAAACAACAGCGUUUUUGGUUCUUGUGCAGUUUAUAAGGAGCUUGUUUAAUAAAA
Messenger RNA from Oncorhynchus keta (chum salmon), 1711 nucleotides. Its product is annotated as zinc finger protein 180-like. Gene Ontology annotation, molecular function: DNA-binding transcription factor activity, RNA polymerase II-specific; RNA polymerase II cis-regulatory region sequence-specific DNA binding. Bases 213 to 968 code for a protein of 251 amino acids. The transcript has 2 exons. The record is from RefSeq and is a predicted model, not a curated record. Gene Ontology annotation, biological process: regulation of transcription by RNA polymerase II. Lineage: Eukaryota; Metazoa; Chordata; Actinopteri; Salmoniformes; Salmonidae.